AUGAGUGAGUUUCUAAAGUUGGGGUCCAAUAGCGAUGAUGUUUGGAUUGUUGCCAUAUGGGGGAUUGGUGGAAUAGGCAAGACUACAAUUGCUAAAGCAAUGUAUAAUCGCGUACAUCGUAUUCAUCAGUUUCAAAGCAGUAGCUUUCUUAAUGAUGUUGGACGAACUUCUAGGGAUACCAAUGGUGUUGUUAAAUUACAAAAACAGCUUCUUUCGGAUCUCCUAAAGGAUGGAAAUGAGAAAAUAAGAUGCAAGGAUCAUAGAAUUGAGGUGAUUAAAAAGCGAGCAUGGCAUCGAAGGGUUCUUCUUGUUCUCGAUGACGUGGAUAAUGUGCGCCAAUUGAGGGCAUUAGCCAUAAAUCGUGAUUUGUUACGUGGUGGAAGUAGAAUCAUAGUAACAAGUAGAGAUUUGUCUUCAUUAAGUUCCCUUCGAUUGGAUAAGGUGAGUGAGGUGUAUGAGCUUGAUGUGUUGAAUGAGCAGGAAUCUCUCAAACUCUUCAGUUGGCAUGCCUUUAGGAGUAAUCGUCUUGAAAAAGAUUAUGAGUACCUCUCUCAGAAAGUAGUGAGUUCUGCCAAGGGGCUUCCUUUAGUUCUUGAAAUUUUAGGUUCUUUUUUGUCGGACAAAACUGAACCUGAAUGGAAAGGUAAAUUGGAGAAGUUGGAAAAGAUUCCUGAUCAUGACGUUCAACAAAAACUUGCAUUGAGCUUCAAUGCACUUGAUGAUAAACAAAAGGGUUUAUUCUUAGAUAUUGCAUGUUUUUUUGUUGGAAUGGACCAACAUUUGCCAAUCAAAAUUCUAAAAGGCUGUGAUUUCUAUCUGGAAUCUGAUAUUGGGGUUCUAUCUCGUCGUUGUCUUGUAAGUAUUGAUGGGCAUAACCAGCUGAAGAUGCAUGAUCUAAUUCAAGAUAUGGCUAGAGAGAUCGUCCGUCAAGAAUGUCCUGAAGAGCCGGGUGAACGUAGUAGAUUGUGGUUUCAUGAAGACAUUCUCGAUGUAUUGAGAAAUAACACAGUAAGAACCCAACACCUUAAUUGA
Cornus florida is the source of this 1032-nucleotide messenger RNA. RefSeq names its product disease resistance protein RUN1-like. Gene Ontology annotation, biological process: defense response. The record is from RefSeq and is a predicted model, not a curated record. The transcript has a single exon. Gene Ontology annotation, molecular function: ADP binding. The coding region runs from base 1 to 1032 and encodes 343 amino acids. NCBI's taxonomy places the organism in Eukaryota, Viridiplantae, Streptophyta, Magnoliopsida, Cornales, Cornaceae.